This is a messenger RNA of Vicia villosa (hairy vetch), 1783 nucleotides long. Its product is annotated as zingipain-2-like. Gene Ontology annotation, cellular component: lysosome. Gene Ontology annotation, molecular function: cysteine-type endopeptidase activity. NCBI's taxonomy places the organism in Eukaryota, Viridiplantae, Streptophyta, Magnoliopsida, Fabales, Fabaceae. The transcript is spliced from 5 exons. The record is from RefSeq and is a predicted model, not a curated record. Bases 79 to 1398 code for a protein of 439 amino acids.
AAAACAAAAAAACACGUAGCUCAAUUUGGCUCAUAUAUACCCAACGCAAUCAAAACUCAACUUUUCCACACACAAAAAAUGAAAAUUUUCACUUUCAUUCCUCAAUUGCCAUCUCUAAUCCUCCUUUUGUCUCUUUCAUCUUUCGUCUCUUCUUCAGACACUUCCAAACUCUUCGAAGAGUGGAGCAAAAACCAUGGCAAAACAUACGCUUCUGAAGAAGAGAAGCUUCACAGGUUCAAGGUGUUCGAAGACAAUUACGCGUUUGUCACACAACACAACCAAAUGGGAAAUUCCAGUUAUACCCUCUCCCUCAACGCUUUCGCAGAUCUCACUCACCAAGAAUUCAAAACCACUCGUCUCGGUUUGCCUCCUUCGUUGCUGAGAUUGAAAUUCGACAAAUUUCAGAAUCAACCGGUUGUUGAUGAUAAUGAUCUUCUGGAAGUUCCGUCGCAGGUUGAUUGGAGAGAGAGUGGCGCUGUUACUAACGUCAAAGACCAAGGAAGCUGCGGUGCUUGUUGGUCAUUUUCAGCUACCGGGGCUAUUGAAGGGAUAAACAAAAUUGUGACAGGGUCUCUUGUAAGUCUUUCUGAACAAGAAUUGGUAGAUUGUGAUACAAGGUAUAAUAGUGGUUGUGGUGGUGGACUCAUGGAUUAUGCAUAUCAAUUUAUCAUUGAGAAUAAAGGUAUUGAUACCGAAGAAGAUUACCCGUAUGAAGGUCGUCAAGUACUUUGCAAAAAAGACAAGUUAAAAAGGCGUGUUGUUACGAUUGAUGGUUAUACGGAUGUGCCUUCGAAAGAUGAGAACAAACUACUAAAGGCUGUUGCAGUCCAGCCUGUUAGCGUAGGCAUAUGUGGUAGUGCGAGGGCUUUUCAGAUGUACUCGAAGGGUAUCUUCACUGGACCUUGUUCAACUUCUCUUGAUCAUGCGGUGUUGAUUGUAGGAUAUGGUUCUGAGAACGGAGUAGAUCAUUGGAUUGUGAAGAACUCAUGGGGAAAAUAUUGGGGAAUGAAUGGUUACAUACACAUAUUACGAAACACUGAAAGUUCUGCAGGGAUAUGUGGAAUCAACUUGUUAGCUUCAUAUCCGACCAAGACCAGCCCUAAUCCUCCUGUUCCACCUCCGCCAGGUCCUGUAAGGUGUAAUCUGUUUACUCACUGUUCAGAAGGUGAAACAUGUUGCUGUUCCUGGAAGUUUCUCGGAAUAUGUUUCUCUUGGAAAUGUUGUGGUGUAAGUUCUGCCGUGUGUUGUAAGGAUAAGCGUCACUGUUGUCCACAAGAUUAUCCAAUUUGUGACACUAGAAAUAGCCAGUGUCUUAAGAGAGUUGCAAAUGGAACGAUAACAAUGGCAUCUGAUAAAGAAGAUACUUUUCAUCAGACAAAAGAUUGGAGUUCUCAAUGAGUAUUUAUCAUUUACAUCACUCAUUUGUAUUGUUGAAUAUUUCCAAUAGCUUAUCAGUAUGUAUUACUGUGAGUCAUUCAUUUCUAGCAGUCAAAUAGGGUAUGAAAGGAAACAGAUUAUAGUAUGGGAUAUUGAUAGGUUAGGGAAUGCUAGGACGAUCCAAACGUAAUACUAGAAAGGAUGCAUCUAUGUUUGAAAUGUAUCUCAGUUCUUGCGGUUUUAUUAAUAGAGUUGUUAUAGCAAGACUGAAUUGUGCCUCAGAACAAAAUUAUGUGGUAGCUUACUUCUUAUGUUACUUCUUAGUUCUGAGUUUAGCUUAGAAUUGCAUAUGUUUUUUUGUGGUUUGCAAGAUAGUGAAUAUGGCAUGAAUUGUCUUCAUUGAUGA